Molecule: messenger RNA, 635 nt
Organism: Dentiscutata heterogama
Lineage: Eukaryota; Fungi; Glomeromycota; Glomeromycetes; Diversisporales; Gigasporaceae
Source: the annotation of a GenBank genome assembly
AUGAUGCAAUUCUUCCAGGAGCAUAUUGGCUCUCUAAUGUACACGAAUUAUUAUCUUUUGCUACUGCUGCUGAGAAAGAUAUGUUGCGUGGAGUUGAUCUAGUUUCUGAUUCUAGUAGAAAUUUUGAAUGGCAUGAUUAUGAAAGACUUGUGUCUAUUGUUAAACACGAUUUGGAAAGUUUAGAGUAUAAUAUAUAUCAUACAUGGAUGAAAGAAUUAAAGAAACGAUUAUCCAAAAUGGUCAUUCCCUCUGUGAUUGAAAGCCAAUCAUUACCCGGUUUUAUAACGAGUGAAAGUAAUCGAUUUCUUACAAAAUUCAUAACUGGUCCUGCAGCACCUGCAUUCAGCAUGGAUGAUCUUCUCAACUUCCUAAAUAAAGUUUGGAAAGCAAUGAAAUCAUAUUAUGUAGAAAUGUCUAUUAUUCAACAAGUUGUUACUGAAUUAUUGAAACUUGUUGGAGUGACAUCAUUUAAUGACUUGUUAAUGAGACGUAAUUUCUGCUCUUGGAAACGAGCCAUGCAAAUUCAAUACAAUAUCACGAGAAUUGAAGAGUGGUGCAAAAGCCAUGAAAUGCCUGAAGGUACACUUCAAUUAGAACACUUGAUGCAAGCUACUAAACUUUUACAACUUAAAAAG